UCCACCCCUCGGCCCCUUGCUAGCCGCCGCUCCUCGGCGAUUAGGACCAGGAAGCCCCUCCUUGUCUGUAAGGCGGGGACAAUAAUAUCCGGCUCGCUGGUGGCUGAGAGGUUAAGCGAGGUGAAGCUGGCCGAGCGCUGUGCGCCGUGUACGUAGUAACUGGCCCUGAGUUAGUGACAUUCCCACUCACUGAGCUGGGGACUGCCAUAUGGGGCUGGCAGGAAAAGAGAGAGCCUAUUUCUGGCCACGGUGGGAAACGGUUCCCGGUAGAGAUCCUAGAACUUGAAAAACAGAAAAGAUCUGCUUUUAGAGGAUGAUGCUAAGGGACACUAUGAAAUCUUGGAAUGACAGCCAAUCAGAUCUGUGUAGCAGUGACCAAGAAGAGGAAGAAGAGAUGGUUUUUGGUGAAAAUGAAGAUGAUUUGGAAGAGAUGAUGGAUUUAAGCGAUCUGCCUACCUCACUCUUUGCUUGCAGUGUCCACGAAGCAGUGUUCGAAGUCCCGGAGCAGAAGGAGAGAUUCCAAGCCCUUUUCACCCUCUACGAUGACCGCGUUACCUUUCAGUUAUUCAAAAGCUUUCGAAGAGUCAGGAUAAAUUUCAGCAAGCCUGAGGCGGCCGCGCGCGCUCGCAUCGAGCUCCACGAAACCGACUUCCACGGGAAGAAGCUGAAGCUGUAUUUCGCACAGGUGCAGAUGUCCAGUGAGGCCCGGGACAAGUCCUACCUACUGCCACCACAGCCUGCCAAGCAGUUCCUCAUCUCCCCUCCAGCAUCCCCUCCGGUGGGAUGGAAGCAGAGCCAAGACGCCAUGCCUGUGAUAAAUUACGACCUUCUCUGUGCGGUUUCCAAACUGGGGCCAGGGGAGAAGUACGAACUGCACGCGGGAACCGAGUCCACGCCCAGCGUGGUGGUUCAUGUCUGCGAAAGCGAAACUGAAGAGGAGGAACCCAAACUGCCCAAGCAGAGAAUCACCCAGACCCGGCGCCCGGAACCCCCCAGCACCGUGCGCACGGAGCCCCAGGCCUUCGACUGCGCGCUGUGAGCCCGGGCGGAGCCUCCGCAGCAGCUCUGGCCGUCGCCGCCUGGGGGCGCUGUGGUCCCAGGGGGUGAGGCUGCAAGGGACCCAGGCCCGUCCUUUCACUGCGGGUGGGAUGGAGUCGCCGCUGAUUUCACCCGA
Sciurus carolinensis (gray squirrel) is the source of this 1174-nucleotide messenger RNA. It is a transcript of the gene Rcan3, whose product is annotated as RCAN family member 3. NCBI's taxonomy places the organism in Eukaryota, Metazoa, Chordata, Mammalia, Rodentia, Sciuridae. Gene Ontology annotation, molecular function: nucleic acid binding; calcium-dependent protein serine/threonine phosphatase regulator activity. Gene Ontology annotation, biological process: calcium-mediated signaling. The coding region runs from base 314 to 1039 and encodes 241 amino acids. Gene Ontology annotation, cellular component: cytoplasm; nucleus. The record is from RefSeq and is a predicted model, not a curated record. The transcript has 5 exons.